AAGUCCAGAUGCGAUAUAGGGCUGAACGCCUUGCAACUGGGUGGGCUUUUGGGGCCGACAAGUGGGUCCCGCGAGUACACAGGAAGUUGCCCGAAGACGAAGAGAGGGGCUCAAAGGGCGAGCAGAGACUGGGAGAGGGGAAGGAGGAAGACGGAAGCGGAGGAGGAUCGAUGGUGGGGGGACGAGGAGUAGGGCGGAGGCAGGAGAGACAGGCGCUGGUGGUGGCCUUCGCGGUGGCGCUGCUGAUGGGCACCGCCGUCUACUUCCGCAUCUGGGCGCGCCAGUCCGAUGACCCCUCCUUCACCGCCGACGACCGCGAGGAGCUCCGGAGGCAAUUUGAACACGCCAAUCUGGAGGCAAUGGAUGAAUCUGCUGAAUGGAGAAUGAAAUACGACACUGAAUUCGGCAAAAACAGGCAGCUGCAGGAUGAACUUGUAAAGGUUAAGGCCUCACUGUCCUCUUCAACCAACAGAUUUGACUCGUUGCGGAAGGAUAAUGAGAUGUUGAAGAAGCAGAUUGAAUACAUGAAGCUGCAAUGCAACUGCACUGUUCCAGUGAAGAUUACUCGGGAAUAAGGGCAAAACUCGAGUCUCGGGCUUCUUUAGCAGAUUAGCCCUCAGCUUUGGCUCCAUUUAUCAUAUAAAUUGAGGAUGAGGAACUAUGAAAUAGUAGAAAUUGACUGUACUAGAAGAUGUUAUGUUUUCACUGUUGUUAAUGAACUUCACACUGACACAAUAUUUGAUGUGGUCACUCAUGAGUAGCAAAUUAGCAAUACAAACUGCAGGUGUUGGUAGCUUUACGUGUUCGUAUCCAAUUCCUUUGAUGUAGAAUGUCUUCGUUGAACCUGCUAAUCCAUCUAUUGAUGUGAUCAUUGUUUGUUUCA
This is a messenger RNA of Brachypodium distachyon (stiff brome), 883 nucleotides long. RefSeq lists its product as uncharacterized. NCBI's taxonomy places the organism in Eukaryota, Viridiplantae, Streptophyta, Magnoliopsida, Poales, Poaceae. The transcript is spliced from 4 exons. Bases 9 to 575 code for a protein of 188 amino acids. The record is from RefSeq and is a predicted model, not a curated record.